AUGUCUGCGGAACUUACAAAUGAGUGCACAGAACUAUUUACUUAAGUGUAAAAUAAUGUCGAUCAAGCAAUGAACUCAUUUAAUUCAAAAAUAUUUGAUAAUUUAAUAUCUGAGUUUUCUAAAUUAGACAAAGACAUGAUGAAUAUUUCGAAUAACUUGAAUAAAAGUGUUUUGGAAGCAGAAAAAUCAAAGAAUAUGGCCAAAGAAACUAUUGAUAAACUUAAGUUGAAUGUAGAAGUUAACAAAAAGUAUUGA
Messenger RNA from Tetrahymena thermophila SB210, 255 nucleotides. RefSeq lists its product as hypothetical. Lineage: Eukaryota; Ciliophora; Oligohymenophorea; Hymenostomatida; Tetrahymenidae. The record is from RefSeq and is a predicted model, not a curated record. The transcript is spliced from 4 exons.